AUGCGCUUCAGGAUUUAUGUCAAGACACAGAAGUGGCGCUAUAUCGUUCCCAGCUCGACUCGGGUGGUUGCCUAAGUGAUGGAUGGAGGUUUGUCAGAGGGUGUGGAGCCCGCACAGGGCGGAGAGGAGGGGAACGCAGCCACAGAGACGGAGUCCCCCAUGGACACCACGCCCCCACCUGCGGAGCAGACCGCGCCCGCCGAGGGUCAGGACGCUGCCGAAAACCCGGCCGUCGCGCCCGCCGACCCCCCCAAGGGUCCUGAGGAUGACGACGAUGACGUGGUGCUGGUGGAGGCCCCCACAUCUGGGAAGGAGCAGGUCCCCGCCCCCGCUCCCCAAGCCAGCGCCCCCUCAGAUGCCCCCGCCCCCAAACCCACAGACUGCACCGAGGAGAGCACCACGGCGACAGCACCCACGGCAACCGCCCCCUCCAAGACCCCCACACCUCCUCCUCCCACUCCUACUUCGACGACAGCGGCCAAGAGCCAGGACGAGACCAUCGUGAUCGACGACGAGGAGGACUCUGUGGAGCAGAAAGACUCCCCCUCGCUGCCAGCCGCGGGGGGCGCCGUCACGCCCUCCUCCGGGGGCGCGGCCCUGAGCAGCACAGAGCCGGAUUCGGAGAUCAAGAUCGCCAGCGUCACCACGCUGGGUGCGGCCGCUGCGGACGGCCCCCGUGCCGUUGCCACGGCAGCAGCAGUGGAGUCGGCGGGCCCCCAGGGAGACAUGACCCUGAGGAUCACCAGCGUCACGUCGCUGCAGAAGAGCAGUCUGGCAGGGGCGGGGUCAGGGACGGGGGCGGGGGCGGGGCCAGGCCCGGGGCUGGGGGAGGAGAACGGCCUGCAGAUCAGCAGCGCCUUCAGCCUGAACCCCGAGGCCCAGGGGACCCACUCUGAGCUCUCCGCCACCAGGACUGCCACCUUCAACCCCGGCCGAGUGAGCACCGCCCACGAGCCCAUCCAGAAUGGCGAGACCGGCACACUCCAGAGACCUGAUUCCUGCAUAUCCCAGUCGGCCUCUUUCCCCCGGAACCAGAAGCAGCCGGGCGUGGACUCCCCGGCACCGGCCGCCUCCCUGCCCAAACCGGUGGCCUCGUCCUCAGGGUCCCAGCAGCAGCCCCCCAGGACGGUGAAGGUCACCUGCGCCAACUGCAGGAAGCCCCUGAAGAAGGGACAGACGGCCUACCAGCGCAAAGGCUCCGCCCACCUCUUCUGCUCCACCACCUGCCUCUCCGCCUUCUCCCACAAGCCUGCCCCCAAAAAGAACUGCACUAUGUGCAAGAAGGAUAUCACCAGUAUGAAAGGAACCAUCGUGGCCCAGGUAGACUCGAGUGAGUCCUUCCAAGAGUUCUGCAGCACGGGUUGCCUGGCCUCGUAUGAGAACAAGCAGAACCCGCCAAAGACAGCCGUAAAGACCAAGUGCACCGUGUGUGGGAAAAUGACCGAGAUUCGCCACGAGGUCAGCUUUAAGAACGUCACACACAAGAUCUGCAGCGACAUGUGCUUCAACCGCUACCGCAUGGCCAACGGCCUGAUCAUGAACUGCUGUGAGCAGUGCGGAGACUACCUGCCCAGCAAGGCCUCCGCAAACCAUUUCCUGGUCAUCGACGGCCAACAGAAGCGCUUCUGCUCUCAGAACUGCAUCAGGGACUACAAGCAGACUCACGGGAAGAUGAUGAGCUGCAGCGGGUGCAGGGCUCCGUGCCGCUCCUUCGACGUCACUCAGUGCAUCGGGCCCAGCGGCACCAUGGAGCCGUACUGCUCCACCGCCUGCAUGGCCAAGUCCAAGAGCACCAGCAGCACCAUCACCGCCAGCAUCACUGCAGAGCCCACAUGUCAUUUCUGCAAAAGGAGCUCAUUGCCGCAGUACCAGGCUACGCUUCCAGAGGGGACAGUCUACAACUUCUGCAGCUCCGGCUGUGUCACCAAGUUCCAGAGCGCUAACAUGCAGAUGCUGAACGGACAGGCCCUGAACUCCUCCACAUCCGGCGGCGUCCAGCUCAAAUGCAACUACUGUCGUGGAGCCUUCAGCCUGAAGCCCCACACGCUGGAGUGGGAGAACAAAGUGUACCAGUUCUGCAGCAAGACCUGCUGCGACGACUACAAGAAGCUGCACUGCAUCGUCACCUUCUGCGAGUACUGCCAGGAGGAGAGGACGCUCCACGAAACGGUCAGCUUCUCAGGGGUCAAGAGGCCGUUCUGCAGCGAGGGGUGUAAGCUGUUGUACAAGCAGGACUUCGCCAGGCGGCUGGGCCUCAAGUGCGUCACGUGUAACUACUGCUCUCAGAUGUGCAAGAGAGGCGUGACCAAGCAGGUGGACGGGAUGCAGCGUGACUUCUGCAGCGAGACCUGCGCCAAGAAGUUCAACGACUGGUACUACAAGGCUGCCCGCUGUGACUGCUGUAAGCUGCAGGGGAACCUGACGGAGUCGGUGCAGUGGCGAGCCGAGAUGAAGCACUUCUGCGACCAGCAGUGUCUCCUGCGCUUCUACUGCCAGCAGAACGAGCCCAACCUGUCCACGCAGAAGGGUCCGGAGAACAUGACCCUGGGGUUUGGGGGACAGCCGCAAGGAACCAAAACCAUGAUAUAUAAUCAGACGGCCGUGUCAGCCUAUGCUGGGGGCGGGAUGCUGAAGGAUGCCAAAAACAAGGCAGUGCUGUGCAAGCCCCUCACCAUGACCAAGGCCACCUACUGCAAACCACACAUGCAGAGCAAGCACUGCCAGACAGAGGAGGUGGUGAAGAAGGAGUACGUUCCAGUGCCCAUCCCCGUCCCGGUCUACGUCCCCGUGCCCAUGAACAUGUACGCACAGGCCACGCCCACGCCUGUCACACUACCUGUCCCGGUGCCUGUCCCCGUGUUCCUGCCCACCACGCUGGACGGCGCGGAGCAGAUCAUACAGACCAUCACCGAGCUGAAGGCCAAAGUCCCCUCAGACCCCCUGGAGGCCGACCUGCUGACCAUGGCGGAGAUGAUCGCUGAGGCAGACGAGGAGAAGCCCCACUGCACAGAUGUGAAAUGUGAAGACGAGGAGGGCGAAGACGUGAAUAGGAAGGUGUUUAAAAGGGAGAGGAGCAGCAGCAGCUUGAGCGACGAGGAAGAGGAGGAAGAGGCUGACGACGAAGGGCCGGGCGGCGCCUAUGAGCCCAGCCUGGAUCUGGAGGAGGACUUUCCUGGAGUACCGGUUCCGGUCCCAGCUGUGGAGGACCUUGAGGCUGAAAUUGGCUUCACGUUGCCUCUGGUUCUGGGUGAGGAAAAAGAGGAGAAGCCACGACCUGCGGUUGAAAAGCAGGGACACAAGAGGAGAGCGGUGGAGAGGGACGCCUCGCCCUCGUCGCCCGGCGCCCCGCCCGAGGGCUGCUCCUUCCCCCUAAAGUCCAAGUACGGGGUGAACGCGUGGAGGAGGUGGGUGCUGGCCUCGUCGGACGAGCCCCGGGACGACAAAGCCAAGGAGCAGCUCAGAGAUGUGAAGCCGGUGAGGUUGAAGAAGAACCUCCUGUCCCUGAAAGUGGAGGAGCUGAGCAGCAGCCUGUCGCGCUUCGUCAGCGAGGUGCGCCGGCCCGGCGGGGAGCGCUACGCGCCCGACAGCAUCUUCUAUCUCUGCCUCGGCAUCCAGCAGCAUCUGCACGACAACGGGAGAAGGGACGACAUAUUCAGCGACCCCCAGUACCAGCAGUUUGGACAGGAGCUGAACAAGGUGCUGAAGGACUGGCAGCCCAGCGUGCUUCCUGACGGCUCCCUGUGGGGCCGGGUGGAGGAGCAGGCUCUAUGGAGCAGCAGUCAGCUGGGGCAGCACUCCCCUGCCACCCUGCUGCGCUCCCUGGUCUACCUCAACACCAAAUACUUUGGCCUGAGGACCGUGGAGCAGCACCUGCGUCUCUCCUUCGGCAACGUGUACGGCCACCGCAAGAUCAACCCGCACACCAAGGAGACUUCCAUCUGCAUCCGAAUACCUUCCAUUUCACAGGACCAGCAAGUAAAACCAGGGACGAGGAAGAGAAAACGCAAAGAGGAAGACGAGCCAGACUACGAGCCAGAUGAGGACUCAGGAAGCUCCACCCACUGUCCUGUCAAGAAGCAUGAGUGUCUGCUAUACGAGUUCUACCUCUCCAAGUGUCCAGCGGCUCUGAAGCAGAGGACAGACGUGUUCUACAUGAAGCCCGAAAUCUCCAGCAGCUCGGACAGCCCCCUCUGGUACAGCUCCACCCCCUUGGAGAGGACCGCCCUGGAGAGCAUUCUCACCCGAGUCCUGCUGGUAAAGGACGUCUACACCAAACGGGACCGCUCGGAGGAGGAGGAGGAGGAGGAGGAGGAGCAAGAGGACGACAGCAGAGAGUAGCCCUGGCCUCUCCUCCGCCAGGAGCACACUCUCAAGAGUAGGAAAGGGGACUGUGUUCCGUAUCGCUCCCUGCUUUCCCCUCUGCGAUGCUGAUCCCAGAUCAGUGCUAAGCCAGCAGUUGUUGGGGUCAGGAGGGAGAUCUCUCUGUGACGUGUGAGGGAGGGAGGGGCGGUGCUUGGAAAGCAUUCUGCGGCUGCUGUUUUUUUUUUUUUUUUUUCUUACUGUAGGGCAACUCUGGACACCUGAUGUAGCAUCAUUCACUACACCUGGUUUGGGUACCUUGGAUCUGUAAAUACUUUCAGAGAGUGAGUGGAAGAGGUUUUGCGUCGGAUGGCCUGAUGCUGAGAGACUCUCUAAAUUCUCCCUGACCCCCCCCAAAUGCCUUUUUGAAGAAACCCUUUAUUUAUUACUGAUUACUUUAGGUUUGUUGGAGCCUGGUUUUUCCGGCGGGACAUGAGAGCAUCCGAGUGGGAUUGUGCCAUGUGUACCUUUUCUUUCCUCCUAUGAGCAUUAAAACUGCAGCUACACCAGAGC
Megalops cyprinoides (Indo-Pacific tarpon) is the source of this 4872-nucleotide messenger RNA. RefSeq names its product zinc finger MYM-type protein 2-like. The record is from RefSeq and is a predicted model, not a curated record. The transcript has 23 exons. NCBI's taxonomy places the organism in Eukaryota, Metazoa, Chordata, Actinopteri, Elopiformes, Megalopidae. Bases 79 to 4338 code for a protein of 1419 amino acids. Gene Ontology annotation, molecular function: zinc ion binding.